GUCAAACCAACACACACUUCCUCAUCCCCUCUGAUGAUGAACAUACACGCCUCACAUAGCAAGACACUUAUUGAAAAGGGAAGACACCACAGGAAGCUGAAUCUAAAUAGACGUUGCCUUCAAAAUGGAUUCUGCUGAAGGGAACCAACAGUGUCCUGAUGGGCCACAGUUUCCUGCUUCAUCCUGCUUGUCCAUGAGAAAUGACGGUUCCAUUAAGGUUCGACAUGACUUCACCAAACAAGUGGCUGAUAGCUCAGCUGCUGUUGAGGAGUCUGACCUGCCCUCCUCAUCCUGCCUGUCCAUGAAAAGUGACGCUUCCAUUAAGGUUCGACAUGACUUCACCAAAGAAGCGGCUGAUAGAGACCAAAAUGAGUGCUCAGAAUCGACAGAGCCAGAUGGAACCAUCAUAUUUAAGUCAGUGGCAGAGCAUGCCCAGAACAUUUUGCUGAGCGAGCUGAAAAGGUUUGAAAGGAUGCUCUUUCCACAACUAUCACAAAAUGAGGACAGUUCGACCACUGGAGAUAAAGAGCAAGACAACAGUGCCAGUGAGGGAGCUCUGAAGAUUACUCUACACGUCUUAAACAAAAUGGGCAAAAAAGAGCUUGCCAACAAACUGGAGAAACACAUUUACGGUGAGCUCGACAUCUGCCAGCGCAAACUCAGACACAAGUUGAAAAAGUUUCAGUACAUCUUUGAAGGAGCAGCACAGCACGGGAAACAGACGCUUCUCAACAAGGUCUACACCGAGCUCUACAUCACAGAGGGAGCCGAUGGAAGUGUCAAUAACGAACACGAGGUCAGGCAGAUCGAGACACCAGGCAGGAGACGAGCGACCGAAGAAAAGCCAAUCAAAUGUGAGGACAUCUUUAAACCCCUACUCGCACAAGACGGAUUCAUCAGAACCGUGCUGACCAAAGGAAUUUCUGGCAUCGGUAAAACGAUCUCUGUACACAAGUUUAAUCUGGAAUGGGCUGAGGGACGAGUCAAUCAGGAUAUCCAAAUCCUAAUUAACCUUCCCUUUCGGGAGCUGAAUCUGAUGAAGGAGAGACGCUACACGCUGACGCAGAUUCUUCAUCAUUUUCUCGCAGAGGCGAAAGAAUCAGGGAUUUCAGAUUUUGGCAAAUACAAGACUGUGCUGAUAUUUGAUGGGCUGGAUGAGUGCCGGCUUCCCCUGGACUUUGACCACAAUGAGCCCUGCUCCAGCGUCUCAGAGCCGGCUCCAGUAGAUGUGCUGCUGACAAAUCUUAUCAAGGGGAACCUGCUGCCCUCAGCACACAUCUGGAUCACCUCCAGGCCAGCAGCUGCAAAUCGCAUUCCAGCUGAUCUCGUCCACCGUGUGACAGAGAUACGCGGGUUCAACAACCCGCAGAAGGAAGAGUACUUCAGGAAGAAAAUCUCUGAUCAAAACAUGGCCAUUAAAGUCAUCUCACAUGUUAAGUCGACCAGGAGCCUCUAUAUCAUGUGUCACAUACCAGUCUUCAGCUUCAUAGCUGUCACUGUUCUGCAGGGGAUUUUAGAAGAAACAGAAAGGAAGAGCACAGACGAGGAUGAGGGUGGAAGAGAAAUGCCGAAGACUCUGACACAAAUGUACACACAUUUCGUGGUGUGCAGCUCAUUGAUCAGAACCAGGAAGUAUUCAGCAGGACAAGUCAAGAUAGACGAAGAGAUGAUCUUGAAGCUUGGGAAAAUGGCCUUUGAGCAUCUGAUGAAAGGCAACAUGAUCUUCUAUGAGAGCGAACUGAAAGAGUACAACAUCAACAUUGAUGACGCUGCAAUAUAUUCGGGACUGUUCACGCAGAUCUCAGGGAAUGAUUUCGGAUCUCAUCUGGAGAGGGUCUAUUGCUUUGUGCAUCUCAGCGUACAAGAGUAUUUUGCUGCAAUGUACAUUUUCUACACAUUUGUCUGCUUCAGUCAGAACUUGCUGGAACCACGUGAAACCACCACGGUGCGGGAGGCUCACAGUGACGUGACCAGCCUUCUCAAGAGUGCAGUGGAUGAGGCCUUGCAGAGUGAGAACGGACACCUCGAUCUUUUUCUCCGUUUCCUCCUUGGACUCUCACAGACGUCCAAUCAGACCUCGCUGAAGAGCGUUCUCACCGGAAUGAGGAGCAGCUCGCCAAGAAAUGAGGAAAUUGCUGAGUACAUCAAGGAGAAGAUCAGAGAAAAUCCCUCGCCAGACAGAUGCAUCAAUCUCUUCUACUGCCUCAGUGAGCUGAAUGAUCAGUCCCUCGUGGAGGAAAUCCAGAACUACCUGAGCUCUGGUAGUUUGCCAGAGACCAAACUGUCUCCUUCACAGUGGUCUGCUCUGGUCUUCGUGUUGCUGACCUCAGCUCACCAGGAAGAGCUGGAUGAGUUUGACCUGAGGAAAUAUUCUCGAUCAGAGGAGGGUCUUCUGAGGCUGUUACCAGUGAUCAAAGAAUCCAGAGUAGCCGUGCUCAAACAAUGCAACCUGACUGAGAGAUGCUGUGAAGCGCUUCAAGCAGUUCUAAGCAAUUCAUGUCUGAAAGAGCUGGACCUGAGCGAUAACGAUCUGCAAGACACAGGAGCAGAAUUUCUGUCUGCCGGACUCGCAAGUCCAACGUGUCAGCUGGAAAAACUGAGACUGCCACACUGUAGAAUCACAGAGGUUGGCUGUGGAUUUUUGGCGAAAGCUCUAAUGUCCAACGGCACCAAGCUGAAGGAACUGGACCUGAGUUACAAUCAUCCAGGGCAACAGGGGAUGGAGCUGCUGUCCUGUGUACAAAAGGACAUUGAACACCUCACCAUCAGCUUGGACAACAAUGCAGAGUGCUACUUAAAAUCAACUCUGAAAAAAUAUGCUUGUGAGCUCGCUAUGGAUCUGAAUACUGCCCAUUCACGCCUGUCUUUUUCUGAAGACAACACAAAGAUGACACGAAUGGACACAGAUCAACCAUUUCCUGACAGCCCAGAGAGGUUUACAGACUGGGGCCAAGUGCUCUGCAAAGAAGGUCUGUGUGGUCGUCACUACUGGGAAGCAGAGUGGACAAAUGAAUGGAUAGGUAUAGGAGUGGCUUAUAAAGGAAUCAGUAGGAAAGCAUCAGGUAAUGAUAGUGUUCUUGGCUACAAUGAUCAGUCCUGGAGUCUGCGCUACUGUCACGGCAAAUACACCGCCUGGUACAAUAAGAGCGAUGCUGCCAUAUCCAUUCCCUACUUUGACUCCAAAAGGGUUGGAGUGUUUUUGGACUGGUCAGCUGGCUCGCUGUCCUUCUAUGCUGUAUCAUCAAACACAAUGACACAUCUGUAUACGUUCCACACCAAAUUCACUGAGCCACUGUACCCAGGCUUCAGACUGGGAUAUGACAAUUCAUCGCUGACCCUGUGCCAGCCAGAAUACACUUGAAUACCCUUGAAUAGUCACCGUACAAAUGUUUUCAUAAAAUAUGUAGAGAGAAUAAACCAGGGAGGGAAAAAAAGCUACCUUUGCAUUAUGAAAACAUUACGAGGAAAAUGAAGGCAUUUCAAAUGACCUUGUUUCUAACGAGCUAUUUCCUUCUCUAUCAACAGUAAAUUCAGAGUGUUGCUAUCAGGUUCACGUUUUCUGACAGCUAAGAGAAUAUUUUGUAUGAAAAAAUAUCUCACUAAAAAGUCAUAUUUUAGGUUAGUCUUAAAUUUCCCACCUGCAUUAUUGGACACGUCACUGAUUUGCCAAUCAAUCUUACAGUCCCUUUAAUAUAACCCCCUCUUAUGAACCCAGAUAGCCACAUUUUUUUCAACGGGAAAAGUAACUUGUUUCCCUUCGAAAGCUGUCUGACACUUUACUGCCCGCUUGACAGGACAGCCAAGCAUCAAAGCCCUUCAGCUUGACGGUUUGCCCUGUCCAGCUGUUUCUUGGGUUGCUACCACAACAGGCACACUGUAUCUAGAAUAUGUAUGCCAGGUCAUUUUCCUUAAGCUUUGUCACACUAUCCAAACACAGUAACAAAGAGUUUGAUAUUCCAGGAAAUUACUAUUGAUGAGUAACCAGCGUUGUUCUCCAAAAAUUGUCAACAGCAGUGUGAGCGAGCAGCUAGCUACACACUCAAGCUAGAAUGGAUGAAAAGCUUUGCAUAUAAACACAAAGUGUAGAUACUGUACAUUUAGCUUUUUGAUUUUUUUUUUUUUUUUAACAUCCAGCAACUGUGCAUCUCUAAGGCCAGGAGGUUUGGUUAAAGGUUUUGAAGAAAAGCACCUUCUGACUUUUUUUGGUCAAACAUUGUUUAUUGUGUUGUGUUUUAGCAGAUGGAACGUCUCCCACUCAAGGGAGGCUACGUACAGGAUAGGCCAGAAGAUAAAGAAUGAUACAAAAAGACACAACUACGUAUCAACUUCAUGUUACAAUGUUAAAUUACCAUUUGAAUGUAAAUAUGCUUUUAAAUGAAUACCUUUAGUCUAUCCUGUUUGUUUAUGUUCUAGUUUAUACAGAAAAAUGAAAUAAAUGUAUUAGUGCAUAAUUGUGACAAACAGAUGUAUUAUAUUUUUGAAACCACACAGACUGAAACAUUUUUAGCAAACAAAUAUCAAAUAAUGAACUUGUUUCUGUAAUGACAUUGCUUUUUCAUGUGUUUUCAUUAUUAUUCAGAUAUACUGUAAAUAAAUGAUCCAUGACAAAACACCCCAACUUGAAUCUGAGCAUGUUGACAUUGGCUUUCAUUUCACUCUUCUUUUAUUCACUCAUAAAAAUACAGACCAAACAGCAAAACAGGUAAUUACACUUUCUUUAAAAAAAAGCAGUUCACUCGUGUUUUAAAUUAUUGUUACACAACUGUGCAAUAUAAAUGCAGAAGCAAGACAACUUGAUAAUAUUUCAAAACUCUGAUCAAAAAACGUCUUGUUCUCACUAAUAAAAAAGCGACUUGUUACAAGUGAAUCAGUUAGUUGGCAUCCGCUGAGAAAUGAUUUGAUCCUUCCCCUUCCUCAAGAAUCUCGUGUGUUUUGGUUUGUUGGUCGUUGAUGUGGGUCAGUGCUCUGCAGAAGC
This is a messenger RNA of Acanthopagrus latus (yellowfin seabream), 4975 nucleotides long. Its product is annotated as NACHT, LRR and PYD domains-containing protein 9A-like. Bases 125 to 3361 code for a protein of 1078 amino acids. Lineage: Eukaryota; Metazoa; Chordata; Actinopteri; Spariformes; Sparidae. The record is from RefSeq and is a predicted model, not a curated record. Gene Ontology annotation, molecular function: protein binding. The transcript is spliced from 10 exons.